CGCCAACCGCCCAAUUACCGAACCAAACCCUACCGGUCGCGGCUCCUCCAUAGUCCAUACUCUCGCGCGCCUAAACCCUAGCCAUCCUCCUCGCCGCCGGCGACCGCCGCCAUGAGCCGCUACGACGGCCGCGCUGCGGACGCGGGCUCCUACCGCGACCGCCGCAGCGAGGGGGCGUUCGGAGGCGGGUCGAGGGCGUUCUCGGCGCCGAGCAAGGCGGACGCUUCCGCGGCGGCCUCGGAGCUAGAUGGGCUGCCGCGCUUCGAGAAGAACUUCUACGUGGAGUCACCCGCGGUGGCCGGCAUGACGGAGGAAGAGGUGGAGGCGUACCGCCGCCGCCGGGAGAUCACCGUCGACGGCCGCGACGUGCCCAAGCCGGUGCGUGAGUUCCGUGAUGUGGGCUUCCCAGAAUAUGUGUUGCAAGAGAUCACAAAAGCUGGUUUUGUGGAACCUACCCCUAUCCAAUCGCAAGGUUGGCCGAUGGCAUUGAGAGGCCGCGACCUUAUUGGCAUUGCAGAGACAGGAUCAGGGAAAACUCUUGCUUACCUUUUACCUGCCAUUGUUCAUGUGAAUGCGCAGCCUAUUCUUUCCCCUGGCGAUGGUCCAAUUGUCUUGGUGUUAGCUCCUACACGUGAACUUGCUGUUCAGAUACAGCAAGAAGCAACCAAGUUUGGUGCAUCAUCAAAGAUAAAAAGUACUUGCAUAUAUGGUGGUGUGCCAAAAGGUCCACAAGUUCGUGAUCUUCAAAAAGGUGUUGAAAUUGUUAUAGCUACACCAGGACGACUAAUUGAUAUGAUUGAAUCACAUCAUACAAACUUGCGAAGGGUCACAUAUCUUGUUUUAGAUGAAGCAGACCGGAUGCUAGACAUGGGAUUUGAACCUCAGAUUAAGAAAAUUGUUUCUCAGAUUCGUCCAGAUCGCCAAACACUUUACUGGAGUGCUACCUGGCCGAAGGAAGUUGAGCAGCUAGCAAGGAAUUUCCUUUUUGACCCAUACAAGGUCACUAUUGGUUCUGAAGACUUGAAGGCUAAUCAUGCCAUUGUUCAGCAUGUAGAGAUAUUAUCUGAGAGUCAGAAGUAUAACAAGCUGGUUAAUCUACUGGAGGAUAUAAUGGAUGGUAGCCGAAUUUUAAUAUUUAUGGACACCAAGAAGGGAUGCGAUCAGACUACUAGACAGCUUCGAAUGGAUGGUUGGCCUGCUUUGUCUAUCCAUGGUGACAAGAGCCAAGCAGAACGGGAUUGGGUCCUUUCUGAAUUUAAGUCAGGGAAAAGUCCUAUUAUGACGGCCACUGAUGUUGCUGCUCGAGGCCUAGAUGUCAAGGAUGUGAAGUAUGUCAUUAACUAUGACUUUCCGGGGUCACUCGAGGAUUAUGUUCAUCGUAUAGGUCGAACUGGCAGAGCAGGUGCAAAAGGAACAGCGUACACCUUUUUCACUGCAGCUAAUGCCAGAUUUGCCAAGGAACUUAUUAAUAUUCUGGAAGAAGCUGGACAAAAGGUCAGCUCUGAAUUAGCUGCUAUGGGUCGUGGUGCACCUCCUCCAUCUUCAGGUUACCGUGAUAGAUAUAGGGGGUAUGGGGGUGGCCGAUCGUGGAGUUGACGUUCAAAUGCUUAGUUGCUGCUAAGAGCAAUGCUUUACGUUUGUUUGUUGAUGGAUAUGUUGUUUUGGCGCACUGAUAAGAGCAAUGCUUUACAUUUUGGCUAGUAUUCGGUAAUGAUGGAUUCACAUACUCUUGGAU
Zea mays is the source of this 1735-nucleotide messenger RNA. RefSeq lists its product as uncharacterized. The coding region runs from base 112 to 1596 and encodes 494 amino acids. The record is from RefSeq and is marked provisional. The transcript is spliced from 10 exons. Gene Ontology annotation, molecular function: nucleic acid binding; ATP binding; RNA helicase activity. NCBI's taxonomy places the organism in Eukaryota, Viridiplantae, Streptophyta, Magnoliopsida, Poales, Poaceae.